AUGGCUCCCGUCCCUGCGGAAGACAUAGAUGCACCUUUAGCAAAACGCCAAAAAACCUUGCAACCACGAGCUCCUGCGAAGCAAGAGUCAGGCUCAAGAAUUUUUUCGCAUUUUAGAACUAUCGGCUUAGUUUCUCCCACCUCAGUGCCAUUCACAUCCGUGCGACUGGGAAAAUCAACGUAUCAGAUCACAACAUCCAUUGGGAACGUUCUACACACUUAUGACUUGAAAAAGGGCCUCGGACUGGUCUUUGCAAGCCAACCUCGAACUCCAAAGCCUAUUACAGCAACAUUCGCUUGGAAAAAUGUCAUCUUUGCAGCUUGGGGAGGUCAACAUGCCGGUGAGGAGUCUGGAGUGUGGGUUUUUCGACGUGGAAGGAAGAUUGCUUCUUUAGAAGGAACGCCUACUUUCGCAGGGCCAAUUACUCGACUUCUAGUAUUCGGCUCAUGGAUCGUGGGUUGCUGCGAAAGGAACAUUCAAAUUUGGAAUUCAACAUCAUACGCCUAUUAUACAACCUUGAUUCCCGCAGCGUCACAGAAUGCCCCUGACUUGCCUAUAUUUACCGGCCAUAUUUGUAUUAUGCCCACUUAUCUAAACAAAAUCUUUGUGGGGAGAUACAACGGCACGGUUGAGAUAUGGAAUGUUAGCUCGGGGAAGUUGCUGCACUCUAUUUAUCCACCGACGGAACAGGAUGGUGCGGUCACGGCGAUUGAACCGACACCUGCUCUUUCACUCGUUGCCAUUGCUUACAAAGCUGGGACUAUUGUGAUUCGUAAUGUGGCCUCAGGUAAAGUAGUUUUGUUUUUGAAUUCUAAUCUAUCCGAUGCACCUCCCGUGACAUCAAUUUCUUUUCGGACCGAUGGGUUAGGCGCUGGAGAAGAUGGAAGAAUUCCAGGUGUGAUGGCUACUGCAGCAGUCCACAAUAGCGACAUAACUCUAUGGGAUCUCAACAAUGGAGGUAGAAGAAGUGGCUCGCUGAGAAACGCACACGACCUGCGACAAAGAAUAUCUAAUGGUGGCGUUAAUAAAAUUGAAUUUUUGGACGGUCAACCAGUCUUGAUAUCAUCGGGAAGGGACAAUGCAUUAAGGUCCUGGAUAUUUGAUGAAUCACCCUUUUCGCCAAUUCCAAGGCCGCUGCACAGUAGGGGUGGCCAUUCUGCAGCUGUCAGUGCACUUUCGUUCCUCCCAGCCUCUUCUGACGGUAGUGACGCUACCGGAAAAUGGUUGUUGAGUGCUUCUAAAGACCGAAGUCUUUGGGGCUUCAGUCUGCGAAAAGACAGCCAAAAUGCUGAAUUGUCCCAGGGGAACAUUAAAAGCAAAAGCCAAAAAAAGGGUAUUUUAAGAAACGAGACUGCGUAUGAGGAUCUGAAAGCACCAGAAAUAACUUCAAUCGCUUGCUCUCUUACUCGCGAUGCUGGCAUGGGAGUUAGCAGUCAACAAGUCUGGACGAACUCAAGAGAUACCAAAAAACUUGCCCAGAAUGCGAACGGAUGGGAGAGUGUCGUAACUGCUCACAAAGGUGAUAAAUUUGCCCGAACUUGGUACUGGGGAAAGAAAAAAGCAGGUCGAUGGGCAUUUGAGACAAGCGAUGGAACAGAAGUGAAGAGCGUUGCGGUUUCAGCAUGCGGCACAUUUGCUGUCGUAGGCUCAUCAGGCGGCAGUGUGGACAUGUUCAACCUCCAGUCCGGUGUGCGUAGACAACAAUUUCCGCCGCCAUCGAAUAAAAAAUCCAGAAGUGCCAAUUCAGUCAGAGUACAUGAGACAGAUAAUUCUGGGACAAAACUCAACAAACACACAAAAGCCGUCACGGGGCUUUCCAUUGAUAGUCUAAACCGAUAUCUUGUGAGUUGUGGUUUAGACGGAAAGCUAAAAUUCUGGGAUUUCAGCACGGGUCUUAUGCUCACAGAAUUAGACUGGUCGCCCACGGCCGCUAUUACUAGUCUUCGUUCUAGUGAUAUCAAUGAGCUUGUAGCUCUAAGUUGUGAUGACUUGUCUAUCCGAGUAGUUGAUUUGGAAACCAAAAGAGUUGUUCGAGAGUUAUGGGGGUGCCGAGGGCAGAUCAAUGAUUUCACCUUCUCUAAUGAUGGUAGAUGGAUCAUUGCAUCGUCAAUGGACUCAGCCAUCCGAGUUUGGGACCUCCCAACAGGCCACUUAAUCGAUAUUUUCCAAGUACCAACAACAUGUACAUCAUUGGCCUUUUCAGGCACCGGGGAGUUCCUCGCUACUGCUCAUUCCGAUGAGUUAGGCGUCCAUAUUUGGAAUAAUAAGGCGCUUUUCUCAUCUGUACAGCCAAAUCAUAUCGAUGAGAACGAGGUCGAACUAGAGGUGAAUUCAACGGCAAUCACUGAAACUAAAUCCGGAAUGAUAGAUGCAGCUUUUGCCACCGAUGUCGAGAAUAAACACCAUCAGCCUUUGAUUUCUCCUGCUGAACAGCUUAGCGAUGAUCUCAUGACUCUAAGUAUAGUUCCACGGGCGACAUGGCAAACACUUAUCAACCUGGAAACUAUCAAAGAGCGUAAUAAACCCAAAGAGCCCGUCAAAGCACCAGAGAGAGCACCUUUUUUUUUGCAGUCUUUAGGUGACACUCAGAAACUUGAUUCUGACCCUGGGUUAACAAAUGGGCAUCGGUCAACCGACCUCUCACAGAUUUCGAACACCCAACUCCAGCCAUCACAGAUGGCCCAUUUCAGUCGGCUCCUUCAAGUUGGCGCUAGUCGUCAGAAUUUUGCAUGUUUCAUUGACUAUUUCAAGACUCUAUCACCCAGCAAAAUUGAUCUAGAAAUUCGCUCAUUGGACAGCCGAUUUUCGCGGGGUCGCUGUGAGCUUGUGGACUUUGUCAAUGCAUUAACCGAAAGGCUGCGCCAAAAGAGGGACUUUGAACUUGUCAAUGCAUGGAUGGCGGUCUUUCUGAAAGUUCAUGCUGAGCUUAUUACGAACACCCAAGAUGGUGAAGUUGAUACGGCGUAUGCUUUACAGGCGGCACUUUCAGCUUGGAAAUCAGAACAACAAAAAGAGUCCAGGCGAUUAUCUGAAUUGAUGGGCUAUUGUCGUGGAAUCAUCGGGUUCCUUCGAUCACCGCGUUAG
Messenger RNA from Talaromyces proteolyticus, 3084 nucleotides. Its product is annotated as putative snoRNA binding protein. The transcript is spliced from 5 exons. Gene Ontology annotation, biological process: rRNA processing. NCBI's taxonomy places the organism in Eukaryota, Fungi, Ascomycota, Eurotiomycetes, Eurotiales, Trichocomaceae. Gene Ontology annotation, cellular component: Pwp2p-containing subcomplex of 90S preribosome; small-subunit processome. The coding region runs from base 1 to 3084 and encodes 1027 amino acids. The record is from RefSeq and is a predicted model, not a curated record. Gene Ontology annotation, molecular function: protein binding.